AUGUCGACCCAAAAAGUCCAAGCUUCCGUCCUGCACGGUGCUCGCGAUCUUCGUGUUGAAGAGCGUGAUCUGCCCAGUCCCGCUGCCGAUGAGGUCCAGGUCGCCGUUCAGGCCACCGGUCUCUGCGGCUCCGACCUGCACUACUUUAACCACUACCGCAACGGCGACAUCAUCGUCCGCGAGCCCCUCACCCUCGGCCACGAGUCCAGCGGCACCGUCGUCGCCGUUGGCAGCGCCGUGCAAAACCUGGCGGCCGGCGACCGCGUGGCCCUCGAAGUCGGCCUGCCCUGCGAGAGCUGCGAGUACUGCGACAUCGGCCGCUACAACAUCUGCCGGGGCAUGAAGUUUCGCAGUUCGGCCAAGGCAUUCCCUCACGCGCAAGGCACGCUGCAGGAACGCGUCAACCAUCCUGCGCGCUGGUGCCACAAGCUACCUCCGGCGCUUUCUCUCGACCUAGGCGCCGUGCUCGAGCCCCUUUCCGUCGCCAUGCACGCCCGCGACAGGGCCAAUCUGCCCGACGGCUCGACAGUGCUGGUGCUCGGCGCCGGCGCCGUCGGUCUUCUCGCUGCGGCCAUCAGCAAGGCCGCCAAUGCCAAGACGGUAGUCAUUGCCGACAUUCAAAAGGACCGCAUCGACUUUGCCGUGCAGAAUGGCUUUGCGGAUGCGAGCGUGCUGGUGCCCAUGGAGCGCCCGCAGACCAUCGAAGACAAGCUUGCGUAUGCGCAAAGGGUGGCCGACAUUGUCAAGAACACGGCUGUGAACGGACAGGCUGUUGGCGAGGUCAGUGCCGUGUAUGAAUGCACCGGCGUCGAGACGUGUGUGCAAGCGUCGAUUUACGCCACCAAGCCGGGCGGCAAGGUUAUGAUCAUUGGCAUGGGUACACCGAUCCUCACGCUUCCCAUGUCCGCCGCGGCCCUCCGCGAGGUCGAUCUCAUCGGUGUCUUUCGCUAUGCCAACACAUAUGCCAAGGCCAUUGCGCUACUCGCAAGCCGUCCUGCCGCCAUGCCGGAUCUGUCGCCGCUUGUGACGCACCAUUUCAAGGGCAUCGACAAUAUCCCCAAGGCCUUUGCCAUGGCCGGCCAGGUCAAGGACGAAGAGGGAAAGCUGGUGCUCAAGGUUGUAGUCGAUAUGGAGUAG
Messenger RNA from Akanthomyces muscarius, 1137 nucleotides. RefSeq lists its product as uncharacterized. Lineage: Eukaryota; Fungi; Ascomycota; Sordariomycetes; Hypocreales; Cordycipitaceae. The transcript is spliced from 4 exons. Gene Ontology annotation, biological process: D-sorbitol catabolic process. The record is from RefSeq and is a predicted model, not a curated record. The coding region runs from base 1 to 1137 and encodes 378 amino acids. Gene Ontology annotation, molecular function: L-iditol 2-dehydrogenase (NAD+) activity; zinc ion binding.